GACUGUGUCUCUAAAAAAAAAAUUUUAAAUAAAUAAAAACCCAGGCAGGCUGACCUCUUCACAACCCCUAUGAUUUACUACCUCUCAAGAGCCCAGCAUUAAACUAAGUUUCCUUGACCUCCAAUCUGAGGGUUGAAUGGGCUCCCAACUCCAGAGAAGAUUUGUAUUUUAAAAGAGAAUCCUAGAGAAAGUGAUGCUUCCUUCAAAGGAAUGAAUGAUAAAUAGUGGAUUUGGAGGCUUUAGUAUAAUGGAAUUGGCAUGAACUUUCAAGGAAGGCCAGCCAACACCUGGGACUUUCUUCCUCAGCAUUUGAACAAGGUCAGUUUUCAUAGGUCACCAAGGGGAAACCUGGACAUUUGAAGGAAGGGAGGAAAAGUUUAGGCUCCAGGUUCUUAGAUGUGCCUGGAAGCAGAGAUUGCUGCUCUUUGCAGAAGACUGUGAAGAGUGGCAAUGUUCGUGACAAUGAUGAAAUUGGUAUCCUGUGCUAAAUCUGAGGUCAUCUUACACUAGAUCUGGUACAGAAAUGUGCAAGUGGAUAUCAGAGGUUUAAGAAAAAUUUGUGAGAGAAAAGUACCUACUUGAGUUUUUUUUUUUUUUAGUAACUUAAUUUUUUUCUGUAAAUUGGGAAAAGGCUAAUUAUUAUUCAGAGACAGAAUUCAGACCCGGCUCAGAAGUGGCUCUGCAUUUCUGUGGUGUAAGAGGCUUUGAUUGGUUCUUUCUUUCCUUCUUUCUUGCAUUUAGCCAGCUUUUUGACUGACAACUGAAUAGGUACCUCCUUGGUGCCCAGCCCAAUGCAGGGGACAUAGGUGCCCUAUACAGUGACUCUUCUAGCAAGGACAGGGUCUGGCUUAUCUUGUGUCCCCAUCACCAGGUAUGGGGUGCAGACACUAUAGGUCUUCAGAAAAGCUUGGCCAAGUGGAUCAGAAGUCUGAACCUGGAGAAGCUCUCAGUCUGGCAGGAGAGGCAGCCACGGAAGCAGAUAAUUACAGCACACUGAGGCCUGUGAUCAUUCUCAGGAGCGCUGCCAGAUGAUGACCAGCUGGGGGCCUCCAUGGGCGCCUGAGGGCCAGGCGCCAGGGCCGUGGGCACGAGUAUGGUGAGACACCAGCCCCUGCAGUACUAUGAGCCACAGCUGUGCCUCUCCUGCCUCACGGGCAUCUAUGGCUGCCGUUGGAAGCGCUACCAACGUUCGCAUGAUGACACCACGCCGUGGGAGCGCCUCUGGUUCCUGCUCCUCACCUUCACUUUUGGCCUCACGCUCACCUGGCUCUACUUCUGGUGGGAAGUCCACAAUGACUAUGAUGAAUUCAACUGGUACCUCUAUAACCGCAUGGGCUACUGGAGCGACUGGCCCAUGCCCAUCCUUGUGACCACAGCCACUGCCUUUGCGUACAUUGCUGGCCUCCUGGUCCUGGCACUAUGUCACAUCGCUGUGGGGCAGCAGAUGAACCUGCACUGGCUGCACAAGAUCGCCCUGGUGGUCAUCCUGGCCUCCACGGUGGUGGCCAUGUCGGCUGUGGCCCAGCUGUGGGAGGACGAGUGGGAGGUGCUGCUGAUCUCCCUGCAGGGCACAGCGCCAUUCCUGCACGUGGGGGCCCUGGCCGCAGUCACUGUGCUCUCCUGGAUCGUGGCAGGACAGUUUGCCCGCACAGAGCGGACUUCCUCCCAGGUGACCAUUCUCUGCACCUUCUUCACCGUGGUGUUUGCCCUCUACCUGGUCCCUCUCACCAUCUCCUCUCCCUGCAUCAUGGAAAAGAAGGACCUCGGCCCCAAGCCCGCCCUCAUUGGCCACCGAGGGGCCCCCAUGCUGGCUCCAGAGCACACUCUCAUGUCCUUCCGGAAGGCCCUCGAGCAGAAGCUAUAUGGGCUCCAGGCUGACAUUACCAUCAGCCUGGAUGGCGUGCCCUUCCUCAUGCAUGAUGCCACCCUGCGGCGCACCACCAACGUGGAGGAGGAGUUCCCGGAGCUCGCCCGCAGGCCUGCCUCCAUGCUCAACUGGACCACCCUGCAGAGGCUCAACGCUGGCCAGUGGUUCCUGAAGACUGACCCCUUUUGGACGGCCAGCUCCCUGUCACCGUCCGACUACAGAGAGGCCCAGAACCAGUCCAUCUGCAGCCUGGCAGAGCUCCUGGAGCUGGCCAAAGGCAAUGCCACACUGCUGCUCAACCUGCGCGACCCGCCCCGGGAGCACCCCUACCGCAACAGCUUCCUCAACGUCACUCUGGAGGCCGUGCUGCGCUCUGGCUUCCCCCAGCACCAGGUCCUGUGGCUGCCUAACAAGCAGAGGACCCUGGUGCGGAAGGUGGCUCCCGGCUUCCAGCAGACAUCAGGCCUCAAGGAGGCAGUCACCACUCUGCGGAGAGGCCACAUCCAGCGGCUGAACCUGCACUACACUCAGGUGUCCAGCCAGGAGCUCAGGGACUACGCAUCUUGGAACCUGAGUGUGAACCUCUACACAGUCAACGCGCCAUGGCUCUUCUCCCUGCUGUGGUGUGCAGGGGUCCCAUCCGUCACCUCUGACAACUCCCACACCCUCUCCCAGGUGCCUUCCCCACUCUGGAUCAUGCCCCCGGACGAGUACUGUCUCAUGUGGGUCACUGCCGACCUGAUCUCCUUCACCCUCAUCGUGGGCAUCUUCGUGCUCCAGAACUAUCACUUGAUCAGGUGGCGCCUGGGUGGCAUACGGAGCUACAACCCUGAGCAGAUCAUGCUGAGCGCCGCGGUGCGCCGGACCAGCCGGGACGUCAGCAUCAUGAAGGAGAAGCUCAUCUUCUCAGCAGAGAUCAGCGAUGGCGUAGAGGUGUCCGACGAGCUCUCCGUGUGUUCAGACAACAGUUACGACACAUAUGCCAACAGCACCGCCACCCCUGUGGGCCCCCGAGGGGGUGGCAGCCGUGCCAAGACCCUCACAGAGAGGAGUGGGCGUUAGCUGAAGGCAUGUCUGUCCCACCUGUACCUGACACAGAAGCCAGGGGAGCCUAGGAGAGCUGGCAGAAGCGUGUCUGAACUCGGAGUGCUCUGGGAGCGGGCUCCACAGCCUCCUCGUGGGAUCCAGCCCCUUGUCAGCCACAGCCUCUCUUGAGGGAGACUCCUGUCCUUUAAGCCCAGCUGGCCCAGGACUCAAGCCUCUCAGAUGCCCCCACAGGCCUGGGGCUCCUUCUGGGAAGUAUGGGACUUAGGGCUUGGUCCCCCCCUUCUGAGGCCCUCUCCUGUAUCCCAACCUGAAGCUUUGAUGGGUCAUGGGCCAUGCCAUACCCCCUGUGACAAUGGAGGGUGCGGAUACUCACCUGUGCCAUCUGUCCUCCUGUCUGCUAUGAGGCCACUGAGUUCUCCAUUGUUAUCCUGCCCCACGGGCCUGGGCCAGGCCUCUACCUGAAGCAACUCUGCUCUUCCUGUCAGUCUCAAAGCACAAGGAGGUUCGGCCCAGGAGGAAGCCAGCUGCAGUGUGGAGACACGUCCUCCUCCCCACCUCAUGCCACCGCCAGCCCCCUGCCCCAGGAGCAGGCCUGAGCAUGUCCCCUGGGAGCAGCUGGAGAUGGCCAGAAGUGAGAGCUCAGGACUACUGAAUCCCAUGCCCAAGUGUCCAGCAGACCUCAGGGCCGAAGGGUCCCUCAACCCAGGAGUCCACAGACUGAUGUGACCUCAGGUUCCCACAUUAGUGGCCACAGGGCAGGGCCCACCUGGGAAAAGUGUUUUGGACAUGGUCAGAGUGGGUGUGUGGCUAAAUAGGCCCACAACAGAGGGAACCCAAGGGCCUCGGCCAAUACGAUUAAAGCUGCCAUCUUGA
Molecule: messenger RNA, 3787 nt
Organism: Sapajus apella (tufted capuchin)
Lineage: Eukaryota; Metazoa; Chordata; Mammalia; Primates; Cebidae
Gene: GDPD5
Product: glycerophosphodiester phosphodiesterase domain containing 5
Exons: 17
Coding region: 1094-2929 (611 amino acids)
Biological process (GO): positive regulation of neuron differentiation; lipid metabolic process
Cellular component (GO): plasma membrane
Molecular function (GO): glycerophosphodiester phosphodiesterase activity
Source: RefSeq, a predicted model, not a curated record